Engraulis encrasicolus (European anchovy) is the source of this 4604-nucleotide messenger RNA. It is a transcript of the gene slc25a29l, whose product is annotated as mitochondrial basic amino acids transporter. Gene Ontology annotation, molecular function: high-affinity L-arginine transmembrane transporter activity. The transcript has 5 exons. The record is from RefSeq and is a predicted model, not a curated record. Bases 292 to 1239 code for a protein of 315 amino acids. NCBI's taxonomy places the organism in Eukaryota, Metazoa, Chordata, Actinopteri, Clupeiformes, Engraulidae. Gene Ontology annotation, cellular component: mitochondrion. Gene Ontology annotation, biological process: mitochondrial L-ornithine transmembrane transport.
UAGGAAGGUGUGUAGACUAGUUCUAGUCCGCCUCGUUGUCAAAGUUGGGGUUGUUGAGUCCAGGUUGAGGCAUUUGGGACUACAUCCCUGCAGAGUAAAUUAUGCUAGCACUUGCAUGUGCAGUCAGAGAGGCACUAUUGUGAGAUUCUAGCAAUAGCAAAGAGGAAACCAUAGUGUGCAACAUUGAGUGUGAUUUCAUCAACCUGGAGAGUUUGUGAUUGGGAAGAGGGCGAAACUUCAAGAGAAAGCUCCAUCAUUAGCCCAACAUUAGAACUCUACUCGAUAUAAGAAAUGGCUUUAGACUUUGCCGCAGGCUGUAUCGGAGGAGCUGCUGGUGUGCUGGUGGGGCAUCCAUUUGACACUGUGAAGGUCAGACUGCAGGUUCAAAGUGUGGACAAGCCCCUGUAUCGAGGAACAAUCCACUGCUUCCAGUCCAUCAUAAGACAGGAGUCUCUCCUGGGCCUCUACAAGGGCAUCGGCUCCCCCAUGAUGGGCCUGGCCUUCAUCAACGCCAUCGUCUUCGGUGUGCAGGGCAACGCCAUGCGGAGGCUGGCCCAGGACACGCCCCUCAACCAGUUCCUGGCGGGCGCGUCGGCGGGUGCCAUCCAGUGCGUCAUCUGCUGCCCGAUGGAGCUGGCCAAGACACGCAUGCAGAUGCAGGGCACCGGCGAGAAGAAGAAGACGGCGCGCAAGCUCUACAAGAACUCGCUGGACUGCCUGGUGCGCAUCUACCGCAAGGAGGGCUUCCGAGGCAUCAACCGAGGCAUGGUGACCACGGUGAUGCGCGAGACGCCGGCCUUCGGCCUCUACUUCCUGGUGUACGACACGCUGACGCGGCGUCUGGGCUGCGAGCCCGAGGACAGCUACAUGAUCCCCAAGCUGCUGUUUGCCGGCGGCAUGUCGGGCAUCGUGUCCUGGCUCUCCACGUAUCCCGUGGACGUCAUCAAGUCGCGGCUGCAGGCGGACGGCGUCGGGGGCGUCCACCGCUAUAGCGGGAUCGCGGACUGCGUGCGGCAGAGCUGGGAGCGCGAGGGCUGGCGGUGCUUCACGCGGGGCCUGGUGUCCACGCUGCUCCGAGCCUUCCCCGUCAACGCCGCCACCUUCGCCACUGUGACUCUCUUCCUCAUGUACAUGCGUGACCAGCAAGGUGCCGAGUGCGAGAUGCCGCCUCCACCACAGGCCAUACAGCAGCAGCAGCAGCAGCAGCAACAGCAGCAGGUACACACCAACAGCCUGUAAAGCUGGACUUACACUGUACGAUUUUUUCCCCAAUCAUGACAUUCAGCUGCUGCUUAUGUUGAGCGAGUAGUGAAUUGCGGAACGGUUUAACAGAGUUUGAAGCCCAUGGUUGCGACGCUACUCUCUCUCUCUCUCUCUCUCUCUCUCUCUCUCUCUCUCUCUCUCUCUCACUCACACACACACACACACACACACACACACACACACACACACACAGAGCCGAUCAGGAUUUCAAGCAGGUUUGGUUUCCCCCAUCAGAUCGAUAGUUGUGAGGUGUUCAUCGCUUGUCGUUACCACAUGUACACUACACACGAUGUGAGGCGCGCGAUUGAACCAAAGUACUGUAGGCCCAAUCUGAAUAGUUGUACCACUGAAAAAUUGUGUCAAGAUUGGCCAAAAAUUGUACAGUGUACGCCCGACUUCAGUGGAUAUGGAGCUCUACAGCGCCCUCUAGAUGAUGUAAUGGUUCUUGCACGACAAUGAACUGAUGGCAGUGCCUGAGUUACCUAGAUGCUUUUCUAUCUGUGUAAGUAUGAACCCGUCCUUUUUGAAUAUCCCCCUUUUCUUCUCUCCUCCAUGUUGUUGUCAGUCACUGCUUUUCUUCUACAAAGGCUCAAUUAGGAUUAUUUGGGUUGCUAACAAAUACUGUAUGUCGUCUAGUCACUUUAAGCAGCAAAUUAGGUUGAACACAAAUUACUUUUGCGGGUUAAUUGCACACCUACAGUGGAUAGAAAAAAAGUAUGUGAACCCUCUUGAAUUACUUGUAAUUUUGCAUGAAUUGGGCAUAAAAUCCAGUUCACAACAGUACAGAAAUACAGUCUGGUGUAACCAACUGCACAAAAUGAUGGACUCUCUCUCUUAAAAAAAAAAAAAGAAUCCCACAUGUAAAUAUUCACAGUGGUCAUUGGAUUUAGUAACUGGUUGACCUACCUUUGAUAUCAAUAACCUCAAACGUUUCCUGUAGUUGCUGCUCAGACCUGCACUAAAGUGAGAUAUUUUGGACUUUUCCUCUUCACGAAAGUGUUUCAGGUCAGAAAUGGUCUUGCUGUGAAUUGCACUCUAGAGAUUCUACCACAGCAUCUAAAUGUACAGUAGGUCAAUGGGAUGGGGUUUUGAUGCUUUUGACACAGGUGCUCUCUAUCGCAAAACUGAAAUGUGCAGAAAUGUUUGUCUUUAUUAGCAGUUGUUUCCUAUGUUACCGUCCUACUAUGAACUCGAUUUUUGUUUCAUGUUUUACUUAUUGUAGAUCUGUCAAAAAUGUUUGCACUAGCCAGGGAUUUUUUUGCAAGUCUUUAGCUAGCACUGAAGCAUUCUUUUUCACCUCAUUGGACAUUCUGCAGUCUGCUUUUGCGCUCACCUUUACAUGGAUGACCACACAUAGAGGAAGUAGCAACAGGGAUGAACUUUCUCCAUUUCACAAUUUGACUUACUGUGUAGGCACAUUAACAUCAAGACAUACAUUCUUUGCAGUUUAAUACGCUUCAAACUCUUGGAUCACAGACCUUCCUGGUACUGUUUUUGUGCAAGGCAUCUUUCACAUCAGGCAAUGCUUCUUGAGAACAGCUGAUUCAAAACUGGUGUGUGUUUUUAAUAUAUGGGUUUACUGUUUGUAAACAAUCCCUAGCUGCACACUGUUCAACCUCUGAUUGCUGGAAACUGCUGUCGGUCAAGCAUCUUGCCCCUCCUCACAACACGGAGGUUUGUAAACGAAAAACCCAUGUCUAGGGCAGGGCAACUUUGACCAACACCUGCAAUCUUCUCAUUACAUUAAUCUGAGCCCUUGUUGGCUGACACCUGGCUGCCAAUUAGCUUUAGAAGUAAUCAUUAGCCAAGGGGUUCACAUACUGUUCACACUUUGCACUGUACAUGUGUUCAGAAAAAAAUGAAAAUGUAUCAUAAUUUCUGUGCAGAAUGUGUUUAUCUAUUGUGACCUUGAUGAAGAUGAGAACACAAUUCAUGCCGAAUUCAUGCAGAAAUUCUAGCCACUGUAGUUGAGUAGAAGUCUAUCAGGGGUUUUUUUAAGGAAUGGGAACCUAAGGUGUGCAGAUUUUUUAUAGGGUUGUUAGGUCAGGAUUUGGACUUUAUGUCAGGUAUAGCAGGUCAGUCUUUUAACUGUAGAUUUAAGUGUCUUUUUCUUUUGUCGCAGCAUACCUUUUGUUUUUCUUUGUGCAUAUGUUUUUAUCCAUCCGUCCUCAAACACACAUGCACGCACACACCACGCACACGCACACGCAUGCACGCACACACACACAAAGCUUUCCUAUGAAAAGUUUUAAAAAUAUUGAUAUUUUUUAAACAUUAGUAAUCCUAAGGAUUCUAAAAAACUUUUUCUGGACUUAAUCCUGAAAGCUCAGGACCUUUAACUGUGUGUCAUUUUUCUUUACCCCCCGUCCUAAAUUUAUCCCCUCCCCGCUGGAGUUCUUGUUCACAUUCCAGAGCUGGGUGUGAUUUUGUGUUAGAGGUCAACAACUGCACUUAGAAAGAUUAUCUGUGGAUUUGACCCCCAGCAGCUUGGUGUCAGUUCCAAUGCCAAGGCUACUGGAAUCAUUGGGGGAGAACUUGAUUUUAAGUUAUUGUGCGUAUUGAUAAUGCUUGUAUGACAAGUGUAAACACUGUGGACGGGCAGCAGAAGCAUACCGGUAGCCUCAUUAUACAAUCUGUGUAGCCUUACGAACUACUGUCCGGGCCAAACUAAAAAUUGUAAAUGUACAUUUGUUUGUGUCAUUUAAAGUUAUGUAACAGUACACACUCAUGUCCAACUGCUACUAUGUUACUGUAAAUGUAUUUUGUACAUGUUUCCCAAAAAAGAAGGUAAUUCUUUUUUAAAAGUCUUAACAUCUUAAACGAAGCACCUUAAUUCAGCACCAUAUAACCCUGAAGUCAAAUGCUGCUUACACGGUCUAGUACACGAUACAAUACUGUACAGUAAAGUACAAUAUUUCCCAAUCAAUCCUCACUAAUUAUGAUAACUUUGAUAAUAUAUGGAAAUGGUGUUAAUGUAAUUGACAUGGAAUAUUUUGGGAUGAAUGGUGGUCGUUUUAUGGUGCUACUAUAUAAUACUAGUGUACUUGGUUUUGUAUGUUACAUCGAGGUUGUGGGCAAAACACAAUUGAUGACUUAAAGGGAAGGUCAAAUCCACCUAUAGCUAGCUAUUUAUCUAUUUAAGCAGCUAGCUAGGGAGCCAUUUUAUUGACAUGUUUUCUUUGUUUUUUUUUUCUUGUUUUUUUGUCUUUCGUUUCCCUUGAGAAAAUGUUCAUGUCUGCCUUGACAUUGGUACAAAUUGUUGAUAAGAUGUACAUUUAAGCUGUGAUGAUGUGCCAAUCUUAAGCGCAAACGACAACUGAAUAAAACAUAUUAAAAGUGUU